UAAGAACUUUUAUCGUGUGAAGAAAAAUAUCUUAUUCAAGUUGUCAUCUUUAAUGAUCGUUUAUGGUGGUUCGUUUAAUCAAGUCGAAGUAAUUAACCCUGCCCAAUGCCAUGGCUUCUGUUGAUCUGCAAGAAAAGGCAAAUUUUACAAGACUCAGUAGACUUUUGGUUGACAAAGGAACUGAGGCUUUGAGAAAUACAUUUGAUACCAUCCAUCCACCUGCCAGUCUACCUGGAGUACUAACUGCAAACAAAACAUCUCUUCAAAAGUUAAAACCUCGAAAUAUUAAUAAUUCCCAAUGGGAUUUACUGUUUCCUCCGUCUGGCAACCCGCCAGAUUCCAAAACCUUUGAUGUCACAUUACUUACAGUUCUAUUCCGGAACAUUUGUGGUUUUCCAUCAACAGGAUGGAGUGUAAUGCCUCCGGAUACUGAUAGGUCAACGCAAGCGAAUGUCACAAGAAUCAAGUGUUACAGAAAUGAAGUCUACGCACAUGUAAUUACAACUCGAGUUGACAAUUCAAAAUUUGAGUCUUUAUGGAAGAAAAUCUCCCAGGCGAUAGUAAAAUUGGACGUUUCACAGAGUGAUGUCGACGACUUAAAAAAAUGUCCUCUUGGGCCUGAAGAAGUAGUGUAUGUGCAAAAGCUUAAAGAUUGGGAACUGCACGAAGAUGAGUGUAUUAAAUUGCUUAAAGCAAUUGAAGCUGGUGUGAAUAAUGUAACACAAGUCGCUGAAGAGACGCGCGAUGCAGUAAAUGAAACGCACGAUGCAGUAAAUGAAACGCGCGAUGCAGUAAAUGAAACGCACGAUGCAGUAAAUGAAACGCGCGAUGCAGUAAAUGAAACGCGCGAUGCAGUAAAUGAAACGCACGAUGCAGUAAAUGAAACGUGCGAUGUAGUAAAUGAAACGCGCGAUGCAGUAUAUGAAAUUCGCCAGUCAUUGGCCAAGCGUACGCUAUCAAUACCCGGGGACACAUAUCCUCAACAAAAAUCCCGCGCGGAAAGUGAUGAAGAUUUAUUGCGAAAACUUGCUAAGCAUAAUUUUAAGGGUAAAAUUAAAAAAAAAGUGAAUUUUUUCCUUCCUGGAACAAGAGAGUGGUUGUUAGAGAAAGUUAACGAGUGGUUUCAAAAGUGUGACAGCGAUUCGAGAAUAAAGUUAAUAACAGCUGGACCAGGAUUUGGUAAAAGCGUUUUUGCCGCUAAAAUCUGUGAAGAUUUUAAGAAGAAUGGAACACUGGCUGCUUGUCACUUUUGUGAUUUCAGUGAUUCAAACUUAAGAGAUCCUAUGAUGAUGCUGCAGUCUCUCGCAAGUCAGAUGUGUGAGAAUGUCCCUGGUUUUAAAGAGAUGCUUCUUGAUCAGUUAAAGCGACCUUAUCAAGUCCAAAACCUCAAAGAUGCCUUCCAAAUAUAUUUGCAAAAUCCCUUAGAUGAAUUGGAAAUAAAAGAGCCACGUUUAAUCGUGAUCGAUGGCUUGGAUGAAAGUGCAGCAGAUAAUAAGAAUGAAAUUACGCAUUUGAUUGCUGAAUAUUUUCCUGAUCUUCCCGAGUACAUCAAAAUCUUGGUGACGAGCAGGCCAGAGAUUUCCGUUGCUGAUCUAAGACUAAGAGAUGAUCAAAAGACAGACAUUUCCAAUGUUCAUGACAACAAUAACUGGGAUCUGGAACUUUAUUUUAAAGAAUGUUUUCCAAGUUUAGUCGGCAGGGAAGUGGAUGGAAGUGAGAUCAGCGAUGAUUUCUAUAAGGAUCAUCCAUAUCUAUCAUCUCAUUACCGCUUUUGGCAAAUUAAAACUGUUAGUUUACUUUCCAUUUUUGUUGCCAAAUGCCAGGGCUCAUUUCUCUAUGCAUAUCACUUUCAAUCUGGGCUAAGGGCUCGCUAUGAUCUUGAGAAGAUAACAAAUAAUGACGUCAUGGAGUUUCUCCCAGAAGGUCUCCAUUCUGUUUACGAACGAUAUUUUAAACGCCUUGAAGACGAGCUUAACGAUAUAAAACACGAAAAGUUCGAUGUCUUGAAUAUUUUGGCAAUGCUGGUUGCUUCCGAAGAAGAUCUUCCCCUCACUUUCGUCGCUCAGGCUUUUGGUUUAGCUCCAGAUUGUCGCGAAACGAAAGACAUCAUCAGCAAAAUUAAUGAAACCGUAUCAUGUUUGUUGUACGUUUCAGAUGACAUGUUAACCGUUUUUCACAAAUCCGUUAUUGAUUGGCUUCUAGCAAAGGGCUACAAAGAUCACCAGUAUACUGUCAAGGUCGAUGAUGGACAUAAAUUGCUUUGGAUUUUAUGCGAAAAGGUUUUUAAAGAAAUUAAAGAUGAAGGUGUUCGCUCAGGACUUGAGGUGAACUUUACUAAUGACGUAAAAUAUGCUCUGAAACAUGGUUUAAAACAUCUAGAAAAAUGUGAAAUGGAAGAAGGUGUCUUCUGGUCAGUUGAUUUUAUUACCGUCUGUUAUAUGUUAACUGUAAUCGAUUCUGGCUUUUUCAGCAUGGGUCUCGAAAGAAACGAACCUGUGAAAGUUCUUGAUGUCAGAGAUGUUGAUGGUCCUGUAAUGGUCAAUUUGCCUGGAAUUGAGUCUGAGAUGAAAGUGGAAAUUUCGCCUGGUGGUGCCUUUAUCUCUGGUUGUAAUGAGAAUAAAUGUUAUAUUUGGAAAAGAAAUACCGAAAAACCAACUUCAUAUGAAGUCUUUUAUUACUAUGAAGUAAGCGAUGAAUUCCAAUCAGUCGCAAUGUUUAUUAUGGUAGUUACAGUCAUGUUGGUAGUGAUAGUUCUCAUCUAUGAUGGUGGUGAUGGUGCUGGUCUCUACGAUGGUCACGAAAAAGAAGGUCACGAAACAACAUAA
Molecule: messenger RNA, 2825 nt
Organism: Dendronephthya gigantea
Lineage: Eukaryota; Metazoa; Cnidaria; Anthozoa; Malacalcyonacea; Nephtheidae
Exons: 4
Coding region: 111-2825 (904 amino acids)
Source: RefSeq, a predicted model, not a curated record